Mercenaria mercenaria is the source of this 1214-nucleotide messenger RNA. Its product is annotated as probable palmitoyltransferase ZDHHC24. Gene Ontology annotation, cellular component: Golgi apparatus; endoplasmic reticulum. The record is from RefSeq and is a predicted model, not a curated record. The transcript is spliced from 2 exons. The coding region runs from base 105 to 1157 and encodes 350 amino acids. Gene Ontology annotation, biological process: peptidyl-L-cysteine S-palmitoylation; protein targeting to membrane. NCBI's taxonomy places the organism in Eukaryota, Metazoa, Mollusca, Bivalvia, Venerida, Veneridae. Gene Ontology annotation, molecular function: protein-cysteine S-palmitoyltransferase activity.
CAGUGCCUUUACCAGUUUACACUGGUAUUGCAAAAUAUCAUUGAAUUUAGCAUAUAUAUAUGUUUAUUCACUAAGAGUCGUGAUAAAAAGUGGAGAUUGCAGUUAUGAACGUAUGUAAACGUUUACCAAGGCGUAUAUUGAAAGGUAUUAUACAUAUAGCGACAGACCCUGGAAUUCUCAACCGCGUAGCUCCUAUAAGCUAUGUUUUUGCUCUUGUCGGCAUUGCUGGAUGGGGUGUGUGCCGGGCGAUACCGUAUUUAUACAGCGAGUACGAUGCUUGGAUUUCGACAGCUGUCCAAAUUGUUGGAUGUUUUAUCGCUAUUGAGCUGUUUAUCAAUUGGGUAGGCCUUGCAUUUGUUGACUCUAGCUAUGAUCCAGGAAAAUACGGGGCCCCGCCGGUUUUGUUUGACAGAGGAACACAUGUACAACAAAGUGAAGAAAGUUACAAUUUGAAUUUAAGUAGACAAAGAAAAGAUGCAGUGUCUGUCAUGGAUAAUUCAUCAAACUUCGACAUGACAAAAACGCCAUAUGGGAUUGAUAAGUCGGUGAUGGCAUAUUUCACGUGGUCUCAAUGUAUCCCGUGCAACAGGCCGAACCCUCCACGUGCGCAUCAUUGUAUUUUAUGUAAGAAGUGUAUUUUAAAACGGGACCACCAUUGCUAUGUGGCGGCAACUUGUGUGGGAUAUAGAAAUCUUCGUUACUUUUCGACGUUUUUAUUCUAUGCGGUGACAGCAACAAUAUUCGCAUCUGUACAUGCUUUACCGUACGCAUAUUACAAAGUGAUUCCAAACGUACAAUUCUACGAUUUGUUUUAUCCGGUAACAAUUUUACGUGGUAUUUUUGGUUUUGUGAACUAUGUAGACGCACUUCUGAUCAUUUUGGGUUGGAUGUUGUUAAUAUAUCUUAUAUUUAGCAGUUAUUCAUUGUUUCAAGUGUACAAGUGGAUAACUACUGGAAAUACAUCAUUUGAACUAAUAAACAACAUAGAUAUUUACGACUCUAGAGAUUUGUCCGGAAGGAUACGUGCUGUAUUUGGGCGUUAUUGGCUGCUGAAUUUCCUUUUUCCCGCGCAUUUUUUGUUCGAACCUAUUGAUGAUCCAAUAAGAUGGCAGACUUUUAAGAGACGUGGACUCGGUGGGGCUUAUUUUCUGUCUUGAAUUUGUAAUAUAUUUUUUUACGACUUUGCUAUUUUGAUAAUAAAGAUGAUGUAAAUC